CCAAUUUAAUAAUCUUUCCGUUCUGUGGCUAUUUCCUUGUUAAAUUGAAGCAAUGAAAAUUUGCCGCAUAAAAUUGAUUAAAAUACACUCAGAUAAACCUUGAAAAGCAACUGCCAACUUUAGCAUAAAAGGUCAUUUAAAGUCAAUUUACAGACUCAAUCAAAUUGGUUUGAGUAAAAUUCAAAAUUGAGCAACAGCUGACUGAAUAUAAAUUGUUAAAACAUUUACAAUCUGACAAACGGUAACCAUGGUUUUGCCAAAAGUUGAUGUCAACAAAACAAAUAACUUGGAAUUCAUUGUUCGUUAUUUAUGAUUAAAAUUGAUUCUAAUUGUCAUUACAAUGUUAUCCGAUAAAGAAGUCCUGAUUCGGAGUACCAUUCAUUAUUAUUGUCUUCAUGGAUUUAACCGAAUGAUGGCCAACACUGCUUUAGAAGGGAUUCGAGUAUUUCCGUCUGACCAUAAAUUUAGACUUUAUUAUGGAAUCUCAUUGCUUUUGGAAGCUCGUUACCAGGAAGCAAUCAGAGAGCUCGAUAAUAUUCAAGAAGAUCAAAAUUUGGUGUUGGCAUCUUUACUAGCUCUUAUCCAUGCACAUAAAGCUUGUAAAUCACUGGAUCGAGAGGAAAUCAGUAAACUUGAAGGGAAAUUGCGCGAUCAACGCAAACAAGCAAAAGAAGUGGCGCUUUACUUUGCUGGACUUUACCUUCUUUUUGUCGGUAGAUUUGAUAAAUCUCGUGAAUAUCUGGAUCGAAUGUUGAAAUUGAAUAACAAUUUACGAGAAGCUUCAAAUGUUCUUGGUUGGCUUGAACUACUUUCAGGUGGUGAUAAAUCAACUUCUCAGGCAGCUCAGUUUUUCGAUAAAGGAGUUAAACUUAAUGAUCCAGAAGCUAUUCUUGGUAAAUCAAAAUGUCUUGAACGAAGUGGUUCCUAUUGGAGAGCAAUUGAACAAUUAAACCAAAUGAUUGUUUUACAGCCAUCCUUUAUCCCAGCUUUUAUUGAAAAGAUGAAAUUACAAGUUGCUCUUAAAGAUUGGGAACAAGCUAUUGAUACGGCAGGACGAAUAUUGACCCUUGAUAGACACUGUAUUGAAGCACAUCGAUAUCUAAUCAUUUAUGAUUUAGUUUGGGAAGGCAAUGAAGCUUCAGCUUCAUCAAGGUUUGAUGAUUUAAUAUCAUCAUUAGAAAUAAGAGAACCCAAAAAUGGUACAUUGCUCUAUGAGACUGGAAAAUUAAUUUCAAGAUUGGCUUUCAACAAAAAACGGAUUAUUGAGCAAACUUAUUCAAUGGUUGAAAAGGCUACUUUUUUGGAACCAAAUCGUAUUGAAUAUGUUCUAGAGUUGGGCCAUCAAUGUCUAAUCAUAAAUAGAUUGGUGGAUGCUAAGCGACAUUUUACGACUGUUACUAGAGCUGAUGAGGCAAAUUUAGCUGCAGCACUAGGAGUACUUCAUUGUGCUAUUAUUGAGGAUCCAGUUAAAGCUGCUGAUCAGGUUGAGGCGAUGGAAGAACUUCAUAAGUCGACGGGAAUGAAUCAUGAUUUGAUGUAUUUGUGUUGCCUUUGGAAUCGAAAGAUGGGACGAAAUCAUGAUCAAACUAACCAAUACUUGAUCCAAAUUAUUGACGAUCGGUUGUAUAGUCUCAAAUCUUUUUCAUUAGGAUUGAAAUAUUACCUCCGAUUGGAUCCACAGUUUUGCUUGAAUGUUGUCCAACUUUGUUUUGGUGAUCUGCCGUUCGAACCAGGAGUCAAGGGUCAAUCUUUACCAGCAAAUUUGUCCAAAGCCAAGGAUUUACUUGGUGUAUUAAUCUCUAAUUGUCCAGGUCUAACUGGAUCCUUGUAUAAUAUGGCUCGUGUUAAUUAUUUUACUGGUGAUUUAAGAGCUGCUCUAUGUUAUCUGGAUAAAGCAGUUGAUCAUGAGCCUACAUUCAUUGAUGGCCAUUUGCUUAAAGCUAAAAUAUUGGCUUAUCAAGGAAAUUACCAAAAAGCUAGUCAAACAUUGGACAUUGCGAUGGGUCACAAUUUUGAGAUUCGAGAUAAACUGGAUUAUAUAAUGGUUAAAAUAAGCAUUUUGAAACAUCAAAAGGAAUAUGAUGAAUGCUUGAAAAUUUUGCAUAACUUGAUCGACAGCAGUCUUGCUAAAACAUCAAAAUUGGGUCUUGAUUGGAAUUCAAAAGUCACGAUUGAAUUGGAAAUGGUCAAUAUUUAUAUUCUGCAAAGCGAAAAUGGAAUCGCAUCGGACUUGUUGGACAAAUUAUCAAAAAAUUGUAUCGGAACUCCAGAGGAAAGUAAAAUACUAAUAAUCAAAGCAUCUUUAGCACAAAGUCGAGGCAAUGUUGAGGAAGCUUUAUCCAUUUUAAGAGAAGUUUCUCCAAUUUAUGGACGAGAUUUCAUUAGGUCGCGAGAAAUAAUGGCUUCACUUUAUCUCAAACAUCGUCGUGAUCGUCGUUUAUACAUAAGCUGUUAUAAAGACAUUCUUGACAAGUAUAACGAUCCACAAUCAUAUUUAAUGUUAGGAGACGCUUACAUGAACAUUCUUGAGCCAGAGAAAGCUGUGGAAAUUUAUGAACAAGCAUUAAAAAAGAAUCCCAAAAAUGGAUUGCUUACGAGACGAGUUGGCCAGGCUUUGAUCAAAACACAUUUAUUUGAAAAGGCAAUCACGUAUUAUAAAGCAGCUUUGAAAUCGAGUCCUGAAAAUGAUCUUAGAUUUGAUUUGGCGACAUUAUUGUACAAAAUGAAACGUUACCCUGAAGCAUUAGACUUGAUAAUGUCUGCAUUGGAAGCAUCAAACAAUGAAUCUGGUUCAAAUCAAGAUUUGACGAAUCUUGAAUGGGAAGCUAAAAUGUUGAAUCUCUUGGCUCAAAUUCAACUGCAAACGUCAAAAAAAGAUGUUGGAAUUGAAACUUUACAAAAAUCUCACAACAUGUAUUUAAAAGUUUUAAGGCGCAUAUCAGCUGAAAGGCCGGAUUCAGAGAUCGAAAUCAAGAAAGCGUCCAUUGAGAUUAGUUUACAAUUGGCUGGUUUAAUAAUGACUCAUCUUCGAGACUCAAAAAGGGCUGUACAAAUUUACAAAGAAGCUCUCGGUUAUCACUCAGAUAAUGUCACGAUCUUAACUGCUUUGGAACGUUUAUAUGUUGCUGAUGAUAAUCUUGAGGAGGCUCGAAAAUAUUCAACUUUAAUCUUGAAAAACGCACCAAAUGAUAAAGAUUCCUUAUUGAUGACGGCUGAUUUAAUGUUCAGACGCAAUGAUUUUGAAGGAGCCUUGUCACAUUUUCAACAAUUGAUGGAUAACUUGAAAAAUUAUUAUCCAGCUUUAGCUCGACUUAUUGAAGCUGCUCGUAGAGUUGGUAAACUGGACAUUGCUCACAAUUAUAUUAAUAAGGUGGCUGAAUCGACUCCAAGAGCUUCAUCAGAAAGUGGAUUCAAUUAUUGUAAAGGUCUUGCUAGUUGGUAUUCCGGUGAUAUCAAUCAAGCUAUUAAAUGUUUUAAUCGUUCACGAUCAGAUCCAGAAUUUGGAUUAAUGGCUUCUUUUCAUAUGAUUGAGAUAUUUAUCAAUCCAGAGCGAGGCACAAUUGGUGGUGAAACAUUUGAAUCCGUCAACUCAAGUUUAACAAGUUUAGAAACAAUGAAUGCUCAAGACGCUGCCAUUAAAACGGCCUCAAAGCUAUUAGGAGAGAUUCGUGAUGUUGCCUCAGAUGAUGUUGAUUACUUAUUGAUGUGUAAUUUCGUGUUACUUGCUCGUAAACAAAAGACGGACGCAGAAAUUGCCUUAUCAGAAUUUGCUCGGAUUCUUAAUGAUCCAAGAUAUAAAGAUCAUCCAGGAGCAUUGCUUGGUGUGGCUAGCAGCUAUAUAAUAAUGAAGCAAACUCAAAAAGCUCGAACUCAUCUUAAAAAGGUUACCAAAAUUGAUUGGUCCUAUUCGGAAGCAGAAUAUCUGGAAAGAUGUUGGCUUUUGUUAGCUGAUAUUUAUAUUCAAUCAGGAAAAUUUGAACCAGCUCAAGAAUUAUUGAAACGUGUCUUACAAUAUAAUCGAUCAUGUGUUAAAGCCUAUGAAUACUAUGGUUUCAUUAUGGAUAAAAGUCAAAGCUUUAAAGAAGCAAUUUACAAUUAUGAAAUGGCUUGGAAAAUUUUCGGAGCCAAUUAUGCUUCAGUUGGCUUUAAAUUAGCUCAUGAUUAUAUGAAAGUUAAAAGGUAUGCUGAUGCUAUUGACGUGGCGCAGUCUAUACUUGAAGUUUAUCCAGAUUAUCCCAGAAUAAGGAAAGAUAUUAUUGAAAAGGCCAGAGUUCAUCUCAAGAAUUGAACCAUCACCAAAGCAAAGGAUACGAAAAUAACAGCAUCUCUAAAUUAAAGUUUAUGUAAUUCACGAAUCUCAACAAAUAUUUUUCCUCACAGCUUUAACAGAUACAAUUCAGUAAAAAUGACUGAAACUAAUCAUUUGUAUUUAAAAUGCAAAGUAAAUCUAGAAUUUACCAAGUUCA
Messenger RNA from Tetranychus urticae (two-spotted spider mite), 4466 nucleotides. Its product is annotated as tetratricopeptide repeat protein 21B-like. Gene Ontology annotation, biological process: protein localization to cilium; intraciliary retrograde transport. The record is from RefSeq and is a predicted model, not a curated record. Gene Ontology annotation, molecular function: protein binding. NCBI's taxonomy places the organism in Eukaryota, Metazoa, Arthropoda, Arachnida, Trombidiformes, Tetranychidae. Gene Ontology annotation, cellular component: intraciliary transport particle A.